Molecule: messenger RNA, 2362 nt
Organism: Camellia sinensis
Lineage: Eukaryota; Viridiplantae; Streptophyta; Magnoliopsida; Ericales; Theaceae
Product: putative serine/threonine-protein kinase PBL1
Biological process (GO): protein phosphorylation
Molecular function (GO): protein kinase activity; ATP binding
Source: RefSeq, a predicted model, not a curated record
AUUCCCCGUAGCCUCACCAAAUUCUCUCUCAUCUUUUUUAGCUUACUUUUCUCUCUCUUAAAAAAUCCCCUCUCACCUUUCCCAUUUUUGCUCCCUCACAUUUGACUAGUUUUAGGGUUUGUUCUUCAUCAUCCCAUAUCAAACCUCACAAAAUUUUGAAUUGCACAGUUUGUUGUUUGGUAAUUGAUUCAGACAAAUCCAAAAACUCUUUUUUCCGAAGAGCUCUCGAGAUCAGUCGAAGCUGCAAGAACCAUUGUUGUCAGGAAUAUAUAGUAAAACCUGGUUAAGCUAAAAAUUUGAAAUAUAAGAUGGGCUGUUUCACAGUUUUGAAGAGUAAGAAGAAAAAACCCGAGCAGAGUAGUCACGUCACACGUGUCAACCCUCAGGAACAUUCACCAACUACAUUACCCGAACCACACAUCCCAACCCGUGCUUUGCAAUCUGCACCCCCUAGUUUUAGGACCCGAGUGAAACCAGUUCAGCCAAUAAACAGAGUAACAAACAGUAGAACAAGGGCAUUGUCUGCCCCGUCUUAUCUCAACGCAGCAGAACAAGAUGCUCUUUCAUCAAUUGAAUGCGAGGUACAAGAAGAGUCCAAGAGUCGGAUUGGAUCGAUGAAGGAACAUCGGUCCCCAAGUCCACAACCACUUCCUCUUCCAUCUCAAAUUCAGAUUCAGAGUUCCUCUGUUCUGAAGACUAUGGGAAGCUUUAAAUCCAUGACUGCCAGUGGCCCGCUCAAUGCUUCUGGACCAUUGCCACUGCCUCCUUCAGGAACACUACGGAAUUUUUCAUAUGAAGAAAUUUUAUCUGCUUGCCAUCAUUUCUCUCCAGAACGAUGUAUGUCAGAAGGUCUUUCUUCCGUGAUAUAUAGAGCUUCCUUCGGGGAUGAUAAAAAACUUGAAGCCACUGUUACUCGCCUUCACCCCUCCACACAGGGUUUGAGGGAAUUUGUGAAUGAGGUGAACACUCUUGCAUCUUUGCAACAUCCUAACCUCUGUAAGUUGAUCGGUUUCCAUGCACGUGAGGGAUCAGAACAAAGGAUGUUGGUUUAUGAGAGGCUUUUCCAUGGUAGCUUGGACCGGCUUUUUGGGAGAUCGGAAGGUACCCCUAUCAAUUGGAAUGCCCGAAUGAAAAUUGCUCUAUGUGCCGCACAAGGUCUCACAUUCUUGCACGAGGAAGGGCCUUUCCAGGCAAUGUUCAAUGAAUUUUCAACUGCCAAUAUACAGAUUGAUAAAGAUUUUAGUGCAAAGCUUUCAGGAUAUGGUUGCAUUAACCACAUCCCGGAGAUUGAGAUCUCCAACAGUUCAGUUGCAUUGGCAAAUCUGUCAGUGGAGACGGUGGAGAGAGGGCUGCUCACCCCGAAGAGCAAUGUUUGGUGUUUUGGUAUUGUGCUUCUUGAAUUACUCACUGGCAGGAAGAAUCGUGAUAGCCGUCAUCCAAAGGAAGAGAGGAACUUGGUUAAGUGGAGCCGACCUUUCUUGGCCGAUGAUUGUAGACUAUCACUGAUCAUGGACCCUCAGCUAAAAGGCCGAUUCCCAGCAAAAGCAACUAGAACAGUAGCUGACAUAGCUCAAAGAUGUCUUCAAAACGAUCCAUCAGAAAGGCCCACGAUGAGAAUCGUCGUUGAGCAUCUGAAAACAAUACAAGACAUGAAGUAUUCAUGCUUGUUUCCAUUGCAAGAGCCGGGAACAGUUGCCGGUAAACAUAUGUCUAGAUCCCCGAGCCUGAAUGGCAUUGUUACCCCACCUCCCAAGUCAAGUUUAUCUCCAUCUCCGACGACACAAAGACCAUCUAUUUCUCCAACAAGGCCACCUCCAUUGCCGAUGUCUCUACCUCCCCGAACGUGCUCCUCCACGUUCUGUUUGGAGGUAAUUGAUCGGCAAGAAAGCCGGAAAUCGUCAUCGUCGUCGGUUCGAAGGACUAGUGUUGAAGGAUUUUGAUUGUUGAUAUGGAAUUUUUUUCUUUCUUUUUUGUGGUUGAUUAUGCUUGAUAUAUAGAAGAUAAAGAUAUGGUUUUUUUCCACCUUCCCAUGCCUUGGGAAGAUAAUAUGGGGGAAAUGAUAUUUUUGUAGAUAAAUUCUGUCUUAGCUUGAAUUCAAUUAGUUUAAUUAGUUUUCCCCCUAUCCAGAAUACUGCUGAGAGAUCUUUCUCCCCACUUUUUAUUUUUAUUUUCUGGGAACUCUUAUUUUUCUAUAAGAGGAUUAUUCCCAGUGUGUAGCUCAUUAUCAUUGGACAAAGAGAGUAAAACGACCCCUUGUGUCAAGUUUAGUCUCCAAGUUAGCGGUCUUCAACCGACUUCUAUUUUGAAUUAAAGGUGUAGACUUUUUGUCAUGCGAUAAUUUCAAAUUCGUCUUCAACUUCAA